Messenger RNA from Ceutorhynchus assimilis (cabbage seed weevil), 7184 nucleotides. Lineage: Eukaryota; Metazoa; Arthropoda; Insecta; Coleoptera; Curculionidae. The record is from the annotation of a GenBank genome assembly.
AUCAAAUCCCAGAUGAAAGCAGAACUCUUGCAGCCAGAAUUUUCGAGAAUUCUAAAAAAUUUAAGUAUUUUCAAUUUUCCUUAGACCCAGUACGUGCUGCCCUCGUAAGGGUAAAGCCAGAAGUCGCGCCCGGCGCUUGAUUUUCGCAUUGCGAAGUCCGAAUCGAGGGAAAAUUUCAGCGGUUUCAGUAGCGAGUUUUCACCAGAGUCGAGUCGAUCUUUCCGCCUCCCCAUUUCGGUCACGUUUCCAUUUAGGACCGGAGGAUCAUCUAUCGGGUGUGCCAAAAAAAAAAAUAUCGGAUCGAAAAAGUCCAUUGACGUAUCGAUUUUUUCGCGAUCGGUUUGUGUUUUAUUAAAGGUUUUCGAUUUGUUGGUGGAAAAUUGAGGCGUUGAGUGAAAAAGGAUAUAAUUAUUGAUACUGAGUGUUUUCCAUUUAACGGCCUCAACACCAACAACGAAACAAGUUUUGCGACUCAACAAUCGAAAUCAAAUUUUCAUUUUCAUUGUUCGGGACGCACAACAAUCGCAAACUCUUGCCAAAGAAAGCUCGCGCAAUAGCAGCGUGAACUCAGAAACCUAUAAAAUAAUCCACGUUCUCGCACAAGCUUCAUAAUUGCAAGUUUCCCGCUCAAUAAACCUUCCAAUACGGCCUUAACUAUAGGAAUCGCGCAAAUACAAUGUUCCGAUUUUCGAAUGAAACUGUAAAGUGAUAAAGAUACAAUGAGUAAAAAAUGAAGCUAAGUGUUUCAGCGUACCGCGCACACGCGUCCGCGCACAAAAAAAUUUUGGACACUUCGUACAGCCAAUAUUAUGGGUCUACUAGUGCGUCACACUUGCAUCCUAGUUCAUCUGGAUCGUCAGCUGGAACUUCUGGAUUUCAGAUCGACCCUCCACCAACUGGUCCAUCUCAGCUAGCAGCGCACAGCGCCGGACUGUCCGGCGCUGCCCACGGCGGUCAUGGAAGUCACCUGAUGGUCGGCGGCGCAGGGGUUGAGGAUGGCAGCUCCGAUGACGCCAAUACGCCCCUGCACAGCCCCCGGUCUCAUAACACCAGUCGCGAAGAGGACGAAAGUUCGAACGCUAACGAGAGCGAUUGCAAGAGUCCGAACCAUAGGACGAAAUCGAACCAGAGAUGGAUGAAACUUCGGACCACCGUACAAAUAUCUUCGGCGAUAUCAGCAAAAAAACCUCAGUUGAAGCGUGAGGAUUCAUUUUUGAAGCGUUUCUCGACGAGGCAAAUACCAGAAGUGCAAGAAACCGUAGAAGAUACUGGUAGUGAAGGCUGUGCAGGUGACAAUAGACCACCACGACGAAGAAGAAAACGUUUGCGGCAGCCGCGUAGUGUAGUGAAUCCCGAUUCGAACUUUUAUUUUUAUUGGUUGUUUGUGUUGACGAUUUGUGUGUUGUACAAUAUGUGGACGUUAAUCGUUAGACAAAGUUUUCCUGAACUACAGGAAAUGCUUUCUACCUUUUGGCUCACCUGUGAUUCUUUAAGUGACUUGGUUUUUUUAUUUGACCUGGCUGUACAGUUUAGGACAGGAUAUUUAGAACAAGGUUUGAUGGUGUACGAUUCUAAAAAACUGGCCUGUCAUUACCUUCGCUCACGUGCCUUCUUGCUGGACCUCACUGCGCUGUGUCCAGUAGACCUGCUUCAAUUGAGGUUCGGCCCGAACCCUCUACUGAGGUGUCCUAGAUUUUUAAAAGUAUACAGGGCUGUCAACUAUUACUAUAUGGUAGAAUCGAGAACGGUAUGGCCGAAUUUGUGGAGAGUGGUCAAUCUCAUCCACAUCUUACUGAUUCUUGCUCACUGGUUUGGUUGUUUUUAUUUUUUAUUAUCGGAGGCGGAAGGGUUUCAGGGCGACUGGGUGUAUCCUUACCGGCCUGGAGACUACGCCACUCUAACAAGAAAAUAUCUCGGCUCCCUGUACUGGUCAACAUUGACUUUGACUACUAUCGGAGAUUUGCCCACACCCGAAACAAAUGCAGAGUAUAUUUUCACAAUAGUUAGCUACUUAAUAGGAGUAUUUAUAUUUGCGACGAUCGUCGGUCAAGUCGGAAAUGUGAUAACCAAUCGAAACGCCAACAGACUGGAAUUCGAACGUCUGCUGGACGGUGCCAAAACCUACAUGAGACAUCAUAAGGUUCCAGGAGGAAUGAAACGAAGAGUACUGAGAUGGUACGACUAUUCCUGGUCAAGAGGAAGGAUACAGGGCGGGGGAGAUAUCAACACGGCCUUAGGUCUCCUGCCCGACAAGCUCAAGACCGAAUUAGCUCUUCAUGUCAAUUUAAGCGUUCUCAAAAAGGUAACGAUAUUUCAAGAGUGCCAACCAGAAUUCCUCAGGGAUUUAGUUUUAAAAAUGAAAGCCUACAUUUUCACACCUGGUGACUCAAUAUGCAGAAAAGGCGAAGUAGCCAGAGAGAUGUUCAUCAUCGCCGAUGGUAUCUUGGAGGUUAUCAGCGAAGCAGGCAAAGUACUGACUACAAUGAAAGCUGGAGAUUUUUUCGGGGAAAUAGGUAUCCUUAACUUGGAUGGCCUCAACAAACGCACUGCAGAUGUAAGAUCAGUAGGUUACUCGGAACUAUUUUCUCUAUCGAGAGAAGAUGUUCUAGCAGCUAUGAAAGAUUACCCGGAGGCGCAAGAGAUUCUACAAGCAUUAGGAAGAAAGCGCCUGAUGGAGGUCAAAGCUAGCGCAAAACACCCGCCCCAUCACAAGAGCGAUCACCAUCACCACCACGGGCAAGACACCAAAGGCCUAGUGGACAAAAUUAAAAACGAGGCUAAGGGUUUGAAAAACGCCCUAAGAAAAUCCCGGACUCAUUAUCGUCGUUCGGACGAGAGCCUAGAGUUGCAGCCACUUCAGCCUCAUUCCGGCCCCCAGGGCCCCAACAACAACGCCGCUUCCAAGGGCACGCUCAAGAGGAUGUCGAGAGUAAAGUCGCACGAUUUGAGUCAGGAUCAUCCAUCGGAAAUCGAUAAGAGCGACAGAAAAGAAAGCAUAGUACCAGAACAGGAAAAAACACAUUCGGUGUCACCUUUGGGAGCUGGUCUACCUCUACUACAAAGACUGAGGCUGCUUAAAGAAAAACAAGAAAAAGAAGAAAAAGGUGGCGGCCUAACUCAAACUUCACCACUAUUGUCUCCCCAAUCCACCGCCAUUCGAUCUCCGCCAAUAGUCGAAGAAACGUCGUUAACGGAAGAACCAGUCGGCGCUGGAUUGCCGCUUCUUCAACGGAUACUGAUGCUAAAAGCCAAAGAAGAAAAGUCAACAAAAGCCGCUAAGACCGGCGUCGGAGGGCACAAACCCUUUCUGAGUAGUAUAAUAAAUUUUCACGCCACAGGUAGUACACCAUCCAUUCCACCGACGACCGCUCCAGUUGGAACCCAAACGACGGCGGUUCCUAGAGGGUCGAUUUCAGGUCCCGCGAAUAAUGCCUUAGCACCCGUUCCAGCCAAAUUACUUAAUAAUAAAGUAUCAUUUAGGGAUAGAAUAAAAAUGCACACAACCUCCAAAGAAAAAGAUUCGACCAUCAAAGAUUCGCUUCUCAAAGACAGCGAACCGCCUGCCAUCACCGAAAUCUCGCCAACGCCCAAAGUGGUCGAAACGAACGUGCCAAAUCCGCUACCGUCCAGCGUAAUAAGCGAACAAACUCCUAGUGACAGUUUUAGUGAGAAAACUAGUGAUAAAAAUACUGAAGUGGUGGUCAGUGAACCGACUCCGGGUCAAGAAGAUUCUUCUAGAGAAUUGCUGACGCGACGACUAACGACUUUGACGAGUACUGAAAGUACUGACAAAAACGGUGCUCAUUGGUCGAAACUUAAACGGGCGGCUAUUUCAAAAGACUUGGAAGGUACAUCAGACCUAGAAAAUGCGAAAUCUAAGAAACGAGAUGAUAAAGGAGCCAAAUUAUUGAAAAAGCCUGGUUUGGUAUUGUCGAGGAAAACUAAGCAUUACAGAUUUGUGCAGUCACAACAAAGAGAGUAUUACUCAGUUCCAUCAGAGCCGUUUAAUUAUCGGUAUAGGUCGAUAGACGAUUUGUCACCAGAAUAUGGACCGCUACCUUUUGUUAAGAAAUUAAAAAUCCUCAACGAACGUCAAAAGUUAGAAGAGUUAGAAACAGCAAUGAAAACGCGAAGUUUUUCUUUAGACAUACCCGAAAGCCAAAGCGAAACUAGUGAUACACUAACCAGAUCUCACUCGGAAGGUUCCUCGGUGCACCAACAAGACCAACAUCCCGAUAAAAGAUUCCUCACCGCUCCUUUGGCCCCUUCACCCCUAAAUUCGUCGAACGAAUCGAACGAAACGCCCGAGCGGCGAAACCUCAAGUCAAUUCUUAAAAAGCUGUCCGAGGAUACCAAAGAAAAAGUGAAAGAUAUAAUAAAGGAAAAGGAAAUAGACAGCAAAGAAAAGGAAAAAGAAAGUGAGCAACAAGACGCACCACCGCCUGAGAAAAAACCGAAGAAAAUGGACUCUACGGAAUUUAAAAGGUUAAUGAGAGCACCCACGAUCGAAGGAUAUGCAGCAAGACACAGUAAACUUUCGAAAAGUGUCACAUUUAAUCGCGAUACGCUGCAAAGUCCUCCAAAUAGUGCCAACACUGUUUUGGGCACGCCGCAAAGUCUCUUUCCCUUUGUUCAUUCGCCGACAGAUAAUGGUUUAGACGCAAAACAAGGAGUAAAAAUAAAUGAACUUGAACGAUGUAAUGCCCAGAUAGUGCCUAAUAAUAAAACAAAUAAUCAAGUGAAAAUUAUAAAAUCGUCUUUAGACGAACAACAAUAUUUCGCGGACAUUCUUCUAGCGAUAAAACAAGUCAUGAGCGCUCACCUCCAAGAGAUGCAGCUGAAAUUCCAGGAACGCUUCGAUCGUUUAGAAGAAGAAUUACGGAACAAAAACGACGUAAUUCAACAGCUUAGAGCGCAUAUUUGCGAGCUGGAAAAUACGGCGACCGAUAAUUCGUUUAGUGAUUCUAUUGAUACAAUUAUAAGUAGAGACAAACAGUCAUGGGAAGAUCCGACACACGAGGAAGAAGAAGAACUUCAAGAGUUACCACAACCGAUAAACGCUUGGCAACAGUCUAGGUCGAAUAGUGUAGUUUUAAAUAUUGACACAACAACAGAUACAGACUCUGACAAUGCUGAUGGUGAAAUGUCUGAAAACGACCCCGAUUUCGAAUCAGGCGACAAUGAUCAGUAUGAAAACUCGAGUUCGAAUUGGGAAAUCGAACUUUUGGCCGCCCAAAUGCGAGAGCGAAGAGCCGGAAGCCUGGAUCAUACCAUUGGCAGGCCCCUGCUACGUAACAGAUUCCUAAGAGGUUCAAGUAUGGACGGGAACGAUUGAUAUUUAGUAUUUCACAGAAGCAGGACCAAAAUAUCGUCAUCGACGAGGUGCACAAUAUACGGGGGCUGGUACUUGGUGCACUGCACCUGGAUUAAAAUAAAAUGAACAAUUUCUUUUAUAAACGAGAUAAAGUUGGAUUUACAAUAUCAAUACUAUUAGGAAAUUGAAAAUUAUUUUUUACUAUACCUACACACACACAGAGAAUAAGUGCAAAAUUUAUUUUUGAAAUUGAAUUAAAGAGACCACUGUAUUCAAAAUGUCGAAUGAGAAAGCUAGAAAAAGAAUAAUUACAGUAGAAUAUUCAAGAACUUCUACUAGACCUAUUAGACUAGUUUGUUGCUCAAGCGUAAUUUCUUUUAAGUAGUAGGUAUAGGGUGGCUCAAGAGUAAAUUUCCCUUUUCGAACGGAACAUGGUGUGGGCGUGUUCGAAAAGGGAAAUUUACUCUGAUUCACCCUGUACUUCGUACUCUCUAUAAUGUAAUUUAUACUGUAUUUUAUUAUUCUUUUUCCAGCUUUCUAAUUAAUUGAAUUGCAGAUUUAUUUGGAAACAAUAUAAUAUCAAAUUAGCUAAUUUACUUAUUCUGUACACAAAAUUGUUAGUUGGGAUUUUCUCAAUAAAUUUGCAAUCCCUACCUUAUGUGAUACUGAUACCAGAGUGAGUGAAUAUAAAAGAUUUGGGACGAUAACGAAACGCUCAAAUUCAUUUGAAUUAUCCGUAAUUAAAAGGUCAAAAUUAAACAUGUAGUGCCAAUACCUAAAGUUUAUAAUAAUUUCACAAAUUAUAUAUUUAUCUUAGGACAUAUUUAAUUCGAUCAUGGAAAUGUAAACAUUCUAUGAUCGAAACAAAAAUAAAAUUAAUAGUUAGCAAAAAUUAUAAAUAAUAAUUAAUUAAAAAGAAAGUCGUAUUCACUAAUAAUUAUUAUUAUACUACAAGAAAAACCUUACAAAUUUUAUUACCUCUUACUUUUGUAAACUAAAAAAUAUAGUUAUAAAUAAAUUUAGAAUCUAGUGAGAAAUUUUACUUUUUUAAAUACAACAUACCCUAUACUAUCGUUAUUAAUUUUACAUCGAAUAAGUUUUUAUAACAGCUUUGUACGUAAGAUAUCGAAAAACCUUUAUAAUAUUGCAAUAAAAAUAGUCGUCUUGGGAGUGUAAGAAAAUUUUCAAUUUCAAAGACAGAUUGUCAGAUUUUUUGUAAUUCAACAGCAAAUAAUAGCACUAGUCAAAUACUCACAUUUAAAUAGAAUAAUUCUGGCUGUUGCUUUGCAAAAAUUUGAGACAUUCUGUUGCUAAUUCCAUAUUUGCUCCUAAAUCCCAAUAAAUACUUAAUUAAUCAUGUUAGCUGUGAUUGCACUGUUGUACACAUUUUAAAAUAAUGUCAAUCCUUCAUUUCAUGCAAAAGUCAAUCACACCGAACAUAAUCAAUUUUUGCAUUAUGAGACACCAGGUAUAUAGAAAGUUAAUAUACUUAUAAUAGAUGAAAAAUGACCACUUUAGCAAACAAAGAAUGAUGGUAGAAAGAUUAAACAAAUAAAAUAUAGUUUUAAAAAUCUGUAAUAUAUUGUAUUGUAAACUUACUAAUAAAAAAGAAGAUUCUCGAGAAAAAAACGUUAAUUUUAAUUUGAUGAAUUAAUGCUGAACUGCAACCUGCAUAGAUCUAUUAUAUCCCCCUUCUGGGUGCUUCAGUUUAUAGGAUUCUCACUCAUUAAUUGCUCUGAUAUUUUCUUCCAUAUUGGCUCUGUAUAAUUCUCAAUUUGCUCUCAUGGGAUUUCUCUUACUUUGGAGGGCUUUACUUCUAAGCUGAACUCUAUAUAAUCCUGUGAUCAGUCGGCCAAGACCCUCCAGUUUU